Molecule: messenger RNA, 1389 nt
Organism: Striga hermonthica
Lineage: Eukaryota; Viridiplantae; Streptophyta; Magnoliopsida; Lamiales; Orobanchaceae
Source: the annotation of a GenBank genome assembly
AUGGAGGCGAGCCGUAAUACAAACUCCGCUUUACUCUCCACUUUAUUCCUCUUCCUUCUCCUCAUCAUUUCCUCUUCAACUUCCCUCAACUAUCACAACACCUUCUUUCCAACCUCUCUCUCCCAUGCCCACCACGAACCCGAAGAGCCUCUUACCGUACCCGAAUCCGACCCCAACACUAUGACGCUAUCCUUGCCUCUCCUCCAUGUCGACCAUCUCCACCCCGCCAAGUCCUCUUUAUCCGCCACGGAAUUCCUCAGACUCCGCCUCCGCCGGGACAUCCUUCGGGCCCAGGCACACAAACACCUAGGCGGCCCCGCCCAACUCAACAGCUCCGUCUACUCCGGUUUCCUGCAGGGGAGCGGCGAGUUCUUCACGCACCUCUGGGUCGGGACCCCACCCCAGCUCGCCCAGUUCGUGAUCGACACUGGGAGCGACCUCACCUGGCUCCAGUGCGCCCCCUGCGAGGUUUGCUACAAGCAGACCGACCCGGUUUACGACCCGGCUCAAUCCAAGUCCUUCAACCCCGUCCCCUGCGACUCCAAGCUCUGCCACCCCGUCCACUGCAAAGACCGAAGCUGCCAGUACGGGAUCGAGUACGGGGACGACUCUUUUUCCAAGGGCAAGCUGGCGACCGAGACCCUGACAUUCCGGACCACACGGCUGGCCCGCGUCACCCUCGGCUGCGGCCACAUAAACCGCGGGCUUUUUUUUGGGGCCGGCGGGUUAUUGGGCCUGGGCCGGGGGAAACUGUCCCUGACGACCCAGAAGGGCCACCUCUUCAACAGGACCUUCUCCUACUGCCUCGUGAGCCGGUACGUUUCCAAAGGGUCAUCGUGGCUCAUGUUCGGGAAUCCUGCCGUGCCGCAGAAAGCCGUCUACACCCCUAUGGUGAAAGGCAGGGUCCGGAAUAUGGCCGACAUUUUCUACACAGUCCGCCUGACCGGGAUCUCGGUGGGAGGCCAGGCCGUGGAGCUGCCGGAGGCCGCCGCUGAAAAGGAGGUGAUUGUGGAUUCAGGCACGGCAGUGACCCGGCUGAGUCAAGGGAUGUACAAAGCCCUGAGGGACGCUUUCAAGGAAGGGAACAAGAAUCUGAUUCCCGCGGACUCCCCAAUGCCGGACCUGUUCGACACGUGCUACAGUAUGAGAGAGGGGGAUAGUGUCACGGCAGUGGCGUUGCAGUUCGAGGGCGGGGCGUUUAUGGAAUUGCCGUUGACCAAUAGUUUGGUUCCUCUGGAUGAUGAGGGGACGUACUGCUUUGCUUUUGCGGGGGACAUGGACGGCCCAGGCAUACUCGGGAACACUCAGCAGCAGGGCUUCCGGGUCGUGUUUGAUCUCGAGGGCCACCGGGUGGGGUUCGCUCCUGAUAGCUGCUCGAAUCCCACCUAA